Messenger RNA from Scleropages formosus (Asian bonytongue), 5852 nucleotides. RefSeq names its product coiled-coil domain containing 120a (gene ccdc120a). Bases 344 to 2365 code for a protein of 673 amino acids. The record is from RefSeq and is a predicted model, not a curated record. The transcript has 11 exons. Lineage: Eukaryota; Metazoa; Chordata; Actinopteri; Osteoglossiformes; Osteoglossidae.
GGAGAGGAGGGGUCGUCGAGUUCGUACGGCCGCGUACAGCGUUGCCUCACGCACACUUCUUCAGGCAGUGUAGCGCAGACGUUACAUAUCCUUGAGACUGAAUGUCAGGCGGGACUUGCGCAGCACCGGAGGAUAAUGUGCGGAGCGCGGCGGCAGAGAGGGCUGCGGCUUCUCGCUGACACCGUGACCGUCCGCUAGCGCGGAGCCCAGGAGGACUGCGUGAGAAACUCGAAGGAGCUUCUUAGGAGUGUGUGGAGCAGCAGCACAGUGGCUCCUCCCAUAGGCUGCUGGGAUCACUGCAGAUUUAAGGAAGUGGAAUCAGGUGGCAAAGACGUUGCUCUGAAUGGCCACAAGCCCAAGUCACAAUACCUCUCAUGAGUACCACUGCAUGGUGAGCGCUAGAUUACCUGAACAUCUGAGCACCAGAAGCACUCGGGAGUCAAAUGACAUGGAAGUCAAGGGCCACCUGAUCACCGGUAUGAGCCUUUCUGGUCCAGACCUCCAAGGUUGUGGCGACAGUAAGCAGUGUGCCGAGCGAGUCUCUGAGCUCCAGGAACGGAGGAGAAGCCUACAGUCCCUGCUAAAUGCUCGACUGGGAGAGCUGAGACGCAUCUGCCUGCUGGAAGCGGAGCUGACUGGGGAACUACCCAGUGAGUACCCCUUAGAAGUAGGAGAGAAGCCCCCCCAUGUGCGACGUAGAGCUGGGCUUGGUCACCGUGGCCCCAAACAUUCCCAUAAGGGAGAGGAAGAAGAGGGGUGUCACUGGAAGUACAAGAAAGCGCUCUUCCGGAGUGCUCUUCGCAGGCAGUCGGAUUCUGAGCACCAGGCUUCGCACGGCAAGAAGACUGUUCAUCGCGGAUGCCACACAGAUGAAAUGGUGCAGUCCGAGAGCAGCUCCAUGUCAGACUCCACAGGCCAGGACAAUGAGGAUUCGUCCCCCAGCGUGGGCCCAGACAGCCUGUCCCCCUCCCGUCCCCAGUUGGCCCCGGGGAGCCCAGACAGCCGGCUCUGCAGGAAACUGUCUCCGGUUGAGGUGUACUAUGAGAUGAGGACCCGCCGCAACUCUGUGGCCAGUUCUUCUAGCCCAAGUCGUUCCCUACCUCGGAGCAUGUCCAACGUGGAGGGCAGGAGUGUCCCGGCCACACCACUAUUGUCUCGAACCGUCCCUUCCAAUGGCCAUGUCAGACCAGAGGCAUUCAGCAGUGUAGCCACCCAGCAGUGGCCAGAUAGCCCUGAUGGGCCACACAUGGUGCCGCUGCAUUCCCAAGAUGGCGCAUCGUCUGGGUCAUUUGAGCGAGGGAGCUGUCCGUACAGCACCCGAACGCGGCGCAGCAACAGCUCAGAGGCCCUUCUAGACCGAACGGUCUUCCCUGAGGAUGGAGCCCAGCGUAACGGGAUGCCAAACAGAGGAGGCCCUUACAAGAGCUCAGAGGUGCUGACUGAUGGCAGGCUGCGCCAGGUUCAGCAGAUCAGUCCAGAGCGGCAUGUCAAUGGCCAUGUGGAGCAGGGCAGAAUGCGUUCUUCAGUGGGUGGCAGAGGAGGAGGGGGUGGGGGCUACAAUGAGAUCCUUAUGGAUUACAUCUGGGGUAAGCAGCAGAAGAUGCAGGUCCAGCAGCAGCAGCAGCAGCAAAGACACCAGCCUGUCAGCAGUGUGAAGAGCAGGGUCUGGCCAGAUGGCUCCUCACUCCCGAUUUCAGCUGCCACUGCAAAUGCCCAGUUCAACGGCUUUCCUCAGUCCCAGCCUGCCCAGCACUUUGGGGCUGGGCCUCCGCCACCCUACAGCCCACUGAUGCUGCGGGGGAAACCAGGUGACCCGCGCAGGGUUAAAGUGACUCGGACAAAAUCUUGUGGGCCCUUCAUCCCCCUCCAGCAGCAGCAAGAGACAGUCUUGUUCUCUGGCUACUCGGAGUUCCCCAACCUUGCUGCUGGCUCCUCUGGCUCCUCAGCAGCUGCCCUGUACCCCUGCCAGACCGAGCAGGCUGCCCCCUCGGUUGCCCGCCGGCAGGCCCCUUUCUCCAGCACUACCCCUGAGGACUCCACUCGCAGCCUGCACAAGGCUCUGGCCCUAGAGGGACUGAGAGACUGGUACCUGAGGAACACUUUGGGCCAAGGGGCUCCUGUAGCCAAGGGCCAAGAGUCUGCUCAGCCACGGCGCCGUACAACUCAUGGUCAUGUGCAGGUUGAACAGCCCUACUCCCAGUGCCACAACACCCACAUGCCUCAGUCUGCCACCUUUCAUGGGCAUCCCCUCCAUGGCAGGUCCAUGGAGCUUUCUCUCUACCAGGAGUCCUUCUCAUCACAAAUGCAGGACUUAACCCUGAAAGAACCCAACGCUGAGCCCCCUGCUCCCGGCACUCUGGUCUGAUACACACUCAAGGGUGCAGAUGCACGCACACAGGCUGAGGACAGCAGAGAGAACUCCAGAAACAUUUCCUAAGGGCACUUUCUCUACAGAGGGAAUUUGAGUGUGCUGAGGACACAAGGUAGUCACAGUGAAUGGCUCACCUGGACAACGGAGUUGUUCCUCUCUGGACUCUGGAGCAGUCCAGCGCUACAGAAAAACUUCUCUCCUGUGCCUCUUUCUCACUCCUGCUUUUCGUUGUAGCCAGUGUCUUAAUGGAUUAUACUGGUCAAGCAAAGCUACUGAAUAUAGCAGGUGGAAUGGGGGGGACCAGAAAACCCUAGAAAAAGCCUGCUGUCUUGUCUGUCUGCCCACUGGCUCAUAGCACAACAGACUGGUAAAAUUCACUGGUAUUUGCAGUUUGACAGAUUCAUAAUAAGGAUUUGAGCAUUACACACCACUUUUGAUGGCAUUAGUACAUGUGACACUAGCUGGACUCGACACAAACACCAGCAGUGGGCAUCACAGACGGACAGAAGUCUGGCUUCCCUUUUCACCUCACCUGAAGUAUGCAACUUUUAUCCAUGUAUGGUAUGGUUUUAAUUUUAUGAUGCAGAUCAAAAACCAUCGAAAUUAUGAUUUGAUCAAAAGACAUGAAAUGUUUUGUAACUUCAUGCAGUAAUUUACAUUUCAUGGAAGAUGUGCAAAAAAAUCAGUGUAGUCUUUUACAUUUGUCCAUUUUGAGUGUGUAACACCAACUCUGGAGCCAAAAGCUGAGAAGUAUAAGCUAACGGUAGUCAAGGAGAUGUGUCAUUGAGUCCAUUCGCAACUCUAUUUGUUUACCGAGGGGACAAAAACACUUCAGUGACUUUUUAGCCUUUGUGAUGUUCCCACUUUGAAGUUAACCAGAAGUUGAGCAUUGCUUUAAUUAUACAUAUUCAGUGGAGUGUGAGAAAGAAGUGACAUUUUAACAGGAGCCUUGUAUAUUCUGAAAAAAAUGCAAAGAUUUGUAAUGCAUACCACUUUACCAUAAAUUGUUUUAUAAAUUGAACUACUGAAUCUGUACUAAAGUUUUAACUGUGCUUCCUGAGCACAGUUGCUUUCACCUGGGACUGGCAUACAAUUUUAAAAAUAACUUUGUAAGAGCCACGGUCCUUUUAUAGCCAUUUGUUUUUGACUGUACAUUUUUCAUACUGUUAACCAUAAAAUUUAUCUACAAGGGAGGUACAACUAGAUAGUGCAUUGAAUUCUGGGAGACAGGAAGUGAGUGAACUGUUUAUGAUGCCAGAAGCAGGUCUUGUGGCAAAGACAUUUGUUGUAAUAAAGAAACAGCAGGACACUCACAUCCUGUCCUUUCCAUCACUCGUCACAGUCCCUCCAGACCAGGUAGUUUUCCAUUAAAAAGAAGCUGCAGUUGGGGAGGAGAGUCUUGUGCUGUGGAUCGCAGUCCUUAAAUCAUAGCUCGCUUUGCUGCACUUCACUAUCUUGCUGUUAAAGCCUCGGCAACAUUGUGCCGUCCUUCAUUAUACCGACAUGUAGGUGGGACUGUAUCAGGGCCUGUCGUUUUGGUGAAUGGUCAAAGGGUCAUUUGCCUAAACUUUACUGUAUUGCUGUGUCAGACGUUCUGGUUCAUCUUCAGUUUGGAGAUGGGAAAGAACUUGAUUUUCAGGAUACACAAAUAUUUGGGCAGUGACAUACUGUGGCAUCGCUUAAUGGCCACUCCAGAUAAAGUGUUCAGUUCGAACGCAGUUUAACGUAAAACAAACCUUUUCUUUACCAUAUCAAUAGGAUUGUGGGUUGAUGGUUAGUUGGAUGCCUUGAAAGGUCUGGUGACUGUUUCCCCCCAGCUGGCUGUAGAAAUAAUGCAAGAUAUCCGAAACAACUGAGCGACAGCAGGUCAGAAGGUCCCUAUGGCACCCUUAUCAGAGGCACGUCUGUGUAGACUCGAUCAUUCAAGUCACUGGCUGGUGAUGGGUGAGGAACACAACCUGAAAACAUAAACUGUUGUACUUUUUAGAAAUGUUUUGGUGAGAUCUAACUGAUUUUACGAUGACCUAGACCUAAAGUGAAACUACCAGUGGGAGACUAAUGACACGUACUACAGUUAUGGCAGCGGGCUCAUUGGCAGAACCAAGGCGCCAAUACCGCUAGUGGCCACUAGGGGCAGUAGAGGGUCCAGCCUUGGUGUGCCAGCUGACCGCUACCUGCCUGUUCUCGGCAUUGUGUACAACCAGUUCCGGUUGUGAGGGUCACUGGUCCCUCAGCAUGUUCCUUAAACCCCCGACCACCUUGUGGCUCUAGUUGCUGCUGCUUUCAAUCCCGUUUAAGGGCAUUACUAGCAUUUUAAAGAUAAGUCCAUCAAAAUGCAUUCAGAUGAUCUGACAAGUGAUUCCUGUCCGUUCACUUUGCCUUGUUUAUCUGCCCAAUGUCUUUAUUUCUAAAUGAAUGCAUUGUUGCUAUAAACCAUUACAGAAAAUUAUGCAAUAUGAGCCUAUACUCACUUCUGAGAGAUUUCAAAAUCUGACUGCUACAACAGAGCACGUGGAAAUAAUACCAUUACAAAAAUAAAUGAAACUGGUUGGUGCCCAAACGUAUUUGAAUAAUCCUUGCCUGACCAUGCAAGAUUCCCUUAGUUUGUACGUUCCCACUCGUAUCGGUCAACUUAGCACUCUGGCCCAGCAUCCACUUUCGCGCAGAGGCUUCUAAUAUUUAUGGAGCAAACAUGUCAGAAAAGGGAAACUAUUUUGUAUUUCAUCUCUCACUUUGACUCAUUUAAACUGUUUAUCUGCUGCUGUUGAGUUACUAACAAGGUGUUCAUUUCCACCUGAAAUGGACUAGUCCACUUUGACAAAUGGCCCAGUGUUUAGUCCAAAAUUAUUAGCAUUGUGCUCCGAUUAGUGCUCUUUUAAUUUAAGAAAAUUGCUUAUUUAUCAUUGGUUUUGUUCUCAGUAUUGUCACUGGAGUACAAUUCUGCUGACAACAUUUGGACCUGCUGUUAAACUGGAAUCUUGGUUUGCAAUGUGAUUUUAACUAUAUACGUUUCUACGGAUUAUGAACAGAAAACUUAAGUUAUGUGCAUAUGUCGUGUUUUGGAUGGAUGUUUGUAAAUGGUUGCGGUAACAGUACGGUACUGAGUAGGAAUGCCCUACCCAGCUGUUCUCUUUUGUCAGCCUAAAUUGAAUUUUUGAUUUGUUUCCUUGUUCCACUGUGAAAUGACAACAGCAAGGAUUUAAUUUCAUUUUCCUUUGUGCUUGUAAAAGGCAUACACCAAUCCCUUUGGCACAUAUCAUACAUCAUUGUUAUCCUCUGCACUAGCAAAGGCUCCCCUACCCAUAAUACCCAUGAGACACUGAACAAUACAGUCCUGCAGUCUUAUGUUACAUUACACUCAAUUUAGCACUGGGGAGAGAAGUUUAGAUUUCACUCUUCUAACUACAAAACUUUUGAUACAGUCUAGUGUUUUUUUUUUUUUAAAGUCUGAACUACAUAGAGAAAUUCAUUGUGUACAGAG